GAAAAAUUAUCACCUCUAAUUCUUUAUUUCCCAUUACCUGAACAGAUGUUAGGAUUGUAAAAUCCCACAUUUCCUUUGUUUUGUUUUUGUGUUUAAACUAGUUAUUGUUCUAUUUUUUUAUUUUCUUUUAACACCCAUAACAUAACUCAGAUAAUAUGAAGAAAGUCAUCUUUAGCAGAGGGUCUAAUCAUGUUAUGGAUAUUGAAAACAUGGACACCAGAUGCCUAGAUCUUCUAAAUUACGGGGAGAAGGCCAAGGAUGAUCUGGAUUUAUUAAAUGAUAACCUGACCGACACUACAAGCUUUUCUUCAAACUUGCUCCUCCAGCAUAAAGAAAUCUCGGAGCUGUUUCAACCGGAUGACAAAUGGGAAAACAGUUCCAUACAACUUUUGGAGAAAGAGAAAAAAGCUUUUUUCAAACAGAAACAACCAUCAACAACAAAUGUAAACAAUGACCUACUGAAAAUCAGAAGCCAAGGAUUGCUGUGGUCAGCAAGUGGAACCUGUUCUACCGAACAGUUAAAGAGUGUAAAUAAUCAGGGUCGCCAUAAAAUAAAACCCAUUGGUAACAACUGCAUACAGAAAAAUACAAAAAAUAAGAUCACAAUCAGCAUGGAUUCUGUUUUUUCUCAAGAGAUAUCUUUAGAAUCCAUGGGGCUGCAUUCAGAUGGUUCACCCUGGACUUCUAUCCGAAUUCCAAAAAGGAAAGAGCUGCAGGAAACCCUCCAACACAGAAUUAAAAACUUUGUAAAUCCUGAUAUCAUUUUGGUGAUUGAUAAUCACGAAUUCUUUUGCCAUCGUAUCGUUUUACAAUCAUAUUCAGAUUAUUUUGACUCGAUGUCAAGCCUUGAUGCGCCAAAUGUCAUUCAUGUUGAUGAAAGAGUGACUAAGAAUGCUUUCAUUACGAUUUAUUUGUGGAUGCUUUCAGCAGGACAAGACGGCCAUGAUUGUAUAAAGAAAAGCAGCAUUGUCGAAGUCUUAGUCGCUGCUGAAAUCUUGGGGAUAAAAGAUUUAGAAGAGCAAUGCAACACUUUUAUUCAAAAUGAUGAACUUUUUAUUGAAGAGAACGCGUUUUCAAUUAUAACCGAUGCCAUUCGUUGGGGAAAACAAUCAAUCAAACGAUUAAUGGUGUCUAGGAUACAUAGCUUUUUUCUUCCUUUGGUCAGUUCCUUGGACUUCAUACAGUUAAAUGCCGAAGAUCUUUGUUUAAUACUCGAAUCUGACAAUAUCGUUGUUCACUGCGAGUUGGAAGUGUUUAUGGCUGCUAUCAGGUGGUUAAAAGCCGAUUGGGAGGACAGGAGAAAGGAUUUAAAAACAGUUAUGAAAUGUGUAAGAUUUGGUCUGAUGACUCCAUCGCAGCUGGUGAAUAUAAGGAAAAAUCCUGAAUCCCCUGAGAUUUUAGAAAUAACCAAGGAUAAACAUGUUCAAAACAUGAUAGAAGAUGGCUUGGCAUACGCUGUCAAAAACAUACUGACAGAGAAUAAAAACGAACAAGAAAAUAUAUGUAAUUUUUUAAAAUUGAUCGAACCCAACAAAAGGAAUUUUACGUCAACCUCAAAAGAUUAUAGAACAUAUAAGGAAUUCCUUGAUUAUCUUCAUGAGAUAAAAACAAACCCAACAAGUUUUGAAAUGAAACAAAGCUACAUAAGCCCUCAGAAUAAGAUGAGCGAGAGAAUUUUAAAUGUAACAAACUCUGAAAAUUGUAUAGCUAUUAGCAAAAGCACUAUUUCUGUAUUGAAAAAUGAGAAACCGGAGAAAUCUAUAGAUUCACAUAAUAAACCCAAAGACAUACAGUGUGAUGAAAACAGUGUUUUGGUGGAAUGUAAGAAGUGUCAAAAUUCUUUUAAAAGGAUCUCAUUGAAAGAAAGUGCUGCCACUGUUAUUCAGUCAGUAGCUAGAGGUUUCUUGGCGCGGAAAAAAAUCCAUUUGAUGAAUUUCAACGUAAAAUCUUCAAGGGAAGAAAAGAUAAAGAAAAAUUAUAAAAAGUAUGAAAUCAUUUUCAAAUCUGUGAAUACUGGAAAGGAAAAUAGCAUGAUUAAAGACACUUUGUCUCAUGAAGAGAGUGAAGAGAAAAUUUUAGUUUUUGAAGGACUUAAUCCAUGUCAAAGUGAACACACAAGUGGAAAGUGCGCUGUUUUUAGGUAUGAUUCAAAAUUCAACAAAUGGGAUAUUAUCAGCUACAUACCGAAGCCUCGGUAUUAUCAUUGUGCUGCUAAACUAAGAGGAAAGAUAUACAUCGUCGGUGGUCGAUAUCCUAGAAAUGUAGAAAAGUGUGCUCAGUCGUUGUGUGCUGAAACACUGAGCUUUGAUCCGUCAACAAACCAGUGGAAAGAAGAAGCUCCUUUAAUAACACCACGACAUAGUUUUGGCCUUGCGUCACUUCAUGGUUUUCUCUAUGUCAUCGGUGGAGAAGGGAUGAAUGGCAGAAUUCUUUCAUCAGCUGAAAGAUACAACCCUGAGGCUGGGAUGUGGGAACAGAUUAAACCGCUUCCUCAGCCGUGCAUAGGGGCGGCAGUUUGCUGCUAUAGAGGUAGCAUUUGGGUUGUAGGAGGAAUGAGCAGUUACAAACAACCAACAAACAACUUAGUUUAUUGCUAUGACCCAGAGGAUGAUGUGUGGGUCAGACAAACACAUUUACGAUUCGGUAGAGCUUUUGCUGCAUUGGUUAAUUUGAAGGAAACGCUUUAUGUGGUUGGAGGAGCGACGGGUAAUGCGGAUAAAAUUGAAAGCACAGAUAUAAUUGAAGCAUGGGAAAACGAAGAAUGGACAUUUAAAACAAACAUGUCUGUGCCAAGACAUGGUCACACAGUCGCAGUUUUAAAAGACAAAAUGUUGAUUAUUGGAGGUACAUCUUCAAAGUAUGGAAGAACUCUGAACCAAGUUGACACUUGGUGUGUAAAAACAAACCAAGAGUGGAAUAUUCAAAUUUCACCUCUUCCAGCACCUAUUAUAGGCCAUUGUUCAGUUAGUUAUACAUAAAUAAAUGGAAAAAACAUAAUUUUAAAAAAAUGUUAA
This is a messenger RNA of Cimex lectularius (bed bug), 3014 nucleotides long. Its product is annotated as kelch-like protein 31. The record is from RefSeq and is a predicted model, not a curated record. The transcript has 20 exons. Bases 156 to 2978 code for a protein of 940 amino acids. Gene Ontology annotation, molecular function: protein binding. NCBI's taxonomy places the organism in Eukaryota, Metazoa, Arthropoda, Insecta, Hemiptera, Cimicidae.